Molecule: messenger RNA, 996 nt
Organism: Symbiodinium pilosum
Lineage: Eukaryota; Dinophyceae; Suessiales; Symbiodiniaceae
Source: the annotation of a GenBank genome assembly
AUGAAAUGGCGGGUUCGAUUGUACUUUCUGCUCCCCGCUGACCACGUCAAGUUUAUUCUCUACCAGCAGAAACGCUUAGAGUCUGUUAGAGAAGAAGGCAACACACGGGAUCCAGCCAAUUACAUGCAACUUCUUGCGUACGACCACUUCCCCAUGGAGAGCCCGAACUACGUGGGCGACGACGAGAAAGAUAACUACCACGACAUUCGAGAUGAGUAUGGUGAAGAGAAUUAUAUUGUUUUCAUAGACAAGUUCCACUUGACCGCAGAAAUUAGACAAACCGCACAAGCCGACAAGUCAAGUCGCAAUCGACUGACUUUUCGCAAUCGACUGACUUCUCUACCAUCCAUUGUCCUCUCCUGCUGCGCAAAUGCAAAGACUGACUGCACGCCAGCCGCGGACAAAGAGCUGGAGCUUCCAUCCGAUCCACCGCCGCGGCCGAAGGCCAUACCUCCCAAACCGAAGGGCCUCCUUAACCAAGGGCUUGCAAUGGCCAAAGACUUCGCCGUGCAGGCAGCCUCCGAGUUCUUCGGUGACGCUGGCGGGAAAGGAGAUCCGGAUGUCACAAGGCAGUGCGCUGAGCUUUAUGGCCUCUUCCAGAGGAAGAACCUCAUGGAAGCGUCCACGGACUCCAUGCUCAGAGUCAACAGAGGUAAGCCAAAGGGCCUCGCUGACCUUGAGGAUGACAAGGCACCAGGUGGCCUGUUCAUCCAGCAUACUUCUUCGCACCAAUGGUAUCAUUGUUUCAUUCUUGGCAAGAAAGAGGAGGCUCAGCUACAGUGCGUAGCAAUGGAGCCCGACAAAUGGUUUGCAAAGAAGAAGGUUUGUGGCAUGCAAGCGUGUGACUAUGAUCGGCUCACAUUCAAGACCGAGUGCCUCAAGAGGGUGGUUGGCUUUGUGGGGAGGCCGCAGUGUGUUUAUGUUGGUCACCAUGGAGAGGUGCACGGCAAGGACAGCUUGAGGUCCGUGCUUCAAGCAGGGUUGCCAUAUCUCUAG